This is a messenger RNA of Caenorhabditis elegans, 1891 nucleotides long. It is a transcript of the gene lev-1, whose product is annotated as Acetylcholine receptor subunit beta-type lev-1. Gene Ontology annotation, molecular function: transmembrane signaling receptor activity; extracellular ligand-gated monoatomic ion channel activity; acetylcholine-gated monoatomic cation-selective channel activity. The transcript has 8 exons. Gene Ontology annotation, cellular component: plasma membrane; neuronal cell body; neuron projection. Bases 250 to 1773 code for a protein of 507 amino acids. NCBI's taxonomy places the organism in Eukaryota, Metazoa, Nematoda, Chromadorea, Rhabditida, Rhabditidae. Gene Ontology annotation, biological process: monoatomic ion transmembrane transport; regulation of locomotion; monoatomic ion transport. The record is from RefSeq and is marked reviewed.
CUUGUGUUUAUUGCGUGUGUCCCCUCCCGGUCUCUGCUGCUGCUCACUUCUCCUCUAUAUCACUUAUUUUUUCUGCGAGACUCGAACAAUCUUUGAAAGCGGCACUGAUUCUUUUACUGACAAAAGAACUCGAAGAGCUCCUCUUCCGGCCACUCGAAAAUCACUCAUUCUUUCCCAUUAUUAUUAAAACUUUCUUUGCUCCUUUCAUCGCACUUCUAAUGAGCUGAACAUCUAUUUUCUCUAGAGAGAAUGAUGUUAGGAGGUGGUGGAGGAUGUGGUGCAGGAGGAACAUGGCUCGGUUUUCUUGUGUUUUUGGCAGUAUCCCUCCGGAACCAUUCCACGUGUGAAGACAUCGAUGCCGAGGAUCGCCUGAUGGUCGACCUAUUCCGUGGAUACAACUCUCUCGUUCAACCAGUCAGAAAUCGAUCGGAACUUCCGAUGAUUGUCAAAAUCGGAAUGCAACUUGUUUUACUGAUCAACGUCGAUGAAAAAGAGCAAGUAAUGCACACAAAUGUGUGGUUGACUAUGAAAUGGGACGAUUUUCAAUUGAAAUGGGAUCCCAGAGAUUAUGCGAACAUUACACAGAUUCGAGUUGCACCCGAGAAAGUUUGGCUUCCAGAUAUUGUUCUUUUCAAUAACGCCGACGGGAACUACGAAGUAUCCUUUAUGUGCAAUGUGCUCAUUUUGAGCACUGGAACAGUUCUCUGGGUUCCACCGGCAAUAUACAAGAGCAGUUGCAUUAUUGACGUCGAGUUCUUCCCAUUUGAUGAUCAGCUAUGCAGUUUGACUUUUGGAAGCUGGACGUACAACAGAGACGAAAUCAAGCUCGACUUUCUCACUUCGGACCGUGUCGAUUUUUCGGAAUAUUCGACAAGUUCCAUAUGGGAUAUGAUGGAUGGUCCAGCUGUGCUGACAUCUGACAGAAGUCGCAUUGAAUUCCAAAUCAGAAUACGACGGAAAACACUUUUCUACACAGUUGUACUGAUUCUUCCAACAGUUUUAAUGGCAUUCCUCAAUGUAACAGUAUUCUAUUUGCCAACAGCUUCCGGAGAAAAAAUGGGAUUAACAAUGAAUGUACUUCUGUCAAUUGUUGUGUUCCUGCUUCUUGUCUCCAAAAUUCUACCACCAACAUCUUCGUCAAUUCCACUGGUUGCAAAGUAUCUUUUGCUCACUUUUGUGCUCAAUAUCAUUACUAUUAUGGUGACAACUAUCAUUUGUAAUAUCUAUUUUAGAAGCCCAAUUACCCAUCGAUUACCACCUUGGGUUAGGAAAGUUUUCCUUGAUAUUCUCCCAUUACUGAUGUGCAUGCAGCGUCCGCACCGGAAAAAUGUGAUACAGCGGAGUCAUCGGAGACUACUGGAAACUGGUCCAAGUGUCGAAGAAAAUCCAAUGAGAUCAGGAGAACAUCAUCCAUUAUGCCGGCAUACUCAUAAUCAAGAUAGCUGUAGGAGGGUGAGAAUACAAAGUGAUGAGCUGGAUGAUGAGCUGUCGCCUGAAGCUCAACGAGCAAUCGAUGCUAUUGAGUUUAUCACGGAAAAUCGCAGAGACGAAGAGAUUACAAAGCAGUUCCGAGAUGAUUGGAAGUUCAUUGCAAGCGUCGUGGAUCGGUUUUUGUUGUACGGGUUCUUUGGGGCAACAGUUGGUGGAACGAUAGGAAUAAUCUUCACUGCUCCAUCAGUUUUCGAAACAUUCGACGAGAAUGCCACACUUGUAAAACUGAAACAACUGUACGAUAUGGGUCUAGCCAACGACACAGUUCUUGGUAUUUUCUGAACAAAACGAGUAGAAAUUGUAUAUUUUCCAUUAUUCUUUCAUUUUCAACUUUUCUCUUUCAUUAGGUAUGUUUAUUUGUUCAUUAUAUUUGUGUAUUAUAAAUAAUUUAUCAAAGAGA